AUGCAUAGAGUCCACAUUGCUGUUCUCGAAACAGACAUACCCUCUCCGGCCGUGUAUGCUAAACGAGGUCUCUACAAUACACAGUUCCGCAAGCUUCUCAGUGCAGCCGCAGACCGUCUGAAUCGAAAUUCACAAAAUCUCAAACAUGGUCCAAUCGAUAUUCGAGUGACGGCAUUUGAUGUUGUGGGGGGCUCUUUCCCUGACCUUCAGGAUUUGAGAGCUGAAUGGACUACCCCCAAUGGCAUAUGUCCAGUUGAUGCCAUACUCGUCACUGGCGCUGUAGCCGCCGCAUACGAUGAUAUCCACUGGAUCCCUGCACUCGAAUCGUUCAUACAAACAGUACACAUCAAAUAUCCACUGGUCAAGAUUUUUGGUUCAUGUUUCGGCCAUCAGCUCAUUGGUCAAGCAUUACUUGAAAAGAGUGGAUUUUCUUAUAUUAGAGAAUGGCCUACAAAAUUUUCGGUUCAAGCGCAAUCAAGCCACGAGAUAGGUUUGCAAUCAAUUACUCUGAAUCCGGAUUUUGCUUGCAGAUUCUCUUCUUUGGCUAGCUUUAAGCAAAUGGAACCAUUCAAAAUUCAGCUGAUUCAUGGUGAUGUUGUGGCUCCUACCACAACUCCUUCAACUGAGCGGGAUAGCAUGAAUGCUUUUCUUCCGGCGCCAUGGAUCAAUGUUGGUAGCAGCGAGACAUGUCUUAUACAGGGCCUCUAUUAUCCGGGACGUGUGCUCACUCUUCAAGGACAUUUCGAGUACGAUGCAUUCGCGGCGGCUGAAUUAUGUUUGCAUUUUAGCAAAAAAUUCUCUUGGCCGUCUGAUCUCCUAUCUUCCCAUUUGGACGCAAUUUGGCGCGGAAAUAGAGCAGAAAAUGAUGAUGGAGAUGACUCCAAGGUCGCUACAGAGGCAGUCCUCUUGUUCUUUGCUGGCGAGGAUUGA
Penicillium pulvis is the source of this 930-nucleotide messenger RNA. RefSeq lists its product as uncharacterized. The coding region runs from base 1 to 930 and encodes 309 amino acids. The transcript has a single exon. Gene Ontology annotation, cellular component: cytosol; nucleus. NCBI's taxonomy places the organism in Eukaryota, Fungi, Ascomycota, Eurotiomycetes, Eurotiales, Aspergillaceae. The record is from RefSeq and is a predicted model, not a curated record.